This is a messenger RNA of Lodderomyces parapsilosis, 1419 nucleotides long. RefSeq lists its product as uncharacterized. The record is from RefSeq and is a predicted model, not a curated record. The coding region runs from base 1 to 1419 and encodes 472 amino acids. NCBI's taxonomy places the organism in Eukaryota, Fungi, Ascomycota, Pichiomycetes, Serinales, Debaryomycetaceae. Gene Ontology annotation, molecular function: histone binding; nucleosome binding. The transcript has a single exon.
AUGGAUUGGAUACUGGAACUACCCGACGAUUUACAAAACAAAAUCACUUCCAUCACACGACAAAACCCCCAAUCGCAACUGGUUUUCACUGAGUUGUACACUUUUCUCACUGAUACCAAGAGGAGGAAAACUGGUGCAACUGGUGCUGCUGGUGCUGCUGGUGCUGCUGGUGCUGCUGGUGCUGCUGGUGCUGUUGGUACUGCUGAAAAUAGCAAUGGGAAUGGUGGAUACGAGGAAUUGGCUCCGUCAUCAUCGAUUCAUCCUGAAUCAAUCAUUUUUGAAAUACAACAAGUGUCAUUCUCCUCCCCCAUACGUAAACGAAUGAAUCUCACUUUUCAUUUGAUUGAACAAAAUGGUCAAGCAUUGCCGGUAUUGUCCAUAGUUAACCCAACCAACAAUUCACCAGAGAUAUCAUUUAUUAAUCUCAAACACGCUAUCAAAUUGUGUCUCAUUUUACCAAUCUUGGGUAACACAACAAACUCAAAAAAGAAAGGUGUUGCUUUACUAUGUUUUUGGAUUCAUGAUCAGUAUUAUACCGAUUCCAACGUAUCCAAAGAUCCAAUCAUUUGCCAAUUGAACUUGGAUAUGAUCAAGAAACAAAUGAUCAAAAAUGGGAAAUUACCACCCGAUAUUGAAUCACAAUUUGAUUUAUCGACACACAAAAAUGACGUAGCUUUGAAUCCUAUACAAGAACGGAUUAUUGAUUAUUUCAAACGACAAUUUCAAUUAAUUGGAAUCAAUUUGGUCAACUAUUUACCGUGCUCAACUGUAUUUAAGAGCAAAUACAUUGUUAAUGAAGAUACUGCCGUGGCUUUAACCAAUGAUAACAAUAUCAACCCCAAAAUCAUCAUGGUUGAAUGUCACAAGGGAGCAAGAGAUGGAAAUUUGAUCUUUUUGGAACAAAAUGAACAUAACCCCGCUUACUUGAUCUUUGCCUUUAAAAAGCCAAUAUUGGUGUUUAGAUUGUCAAAAGUGUUGCGUGCUAGCUACACAAGUAUCACCAAGCACACUUUUACUUUAAACGUUGUUGUUCUCAAUGAUAGAGACGAGGAAAGACUCUUGGAAUUUAGUAUGAUUGAUCAAGCUUAUUUCCAAAUCAUUGAUAAUUUCAUAAGACUUCAUGGAAUUAGUGACGACUCGUUUAAUGAUGACAACCGAGAGAAAGAAGCCGGCAAAUCAGGUGCGGCGGAGAAUGGUGCUGGUGACACAAAUGCAAGUGGUGGUCCAGCUGGUGGUGCUGGCAAUAAUGUUGAUGAUGAUGAUGAUGACGAUGAAGAUGCUGAUUUUGAAGGUAAUGAAGAAAAUAGUGAUGUUGCUGAAGAGUACGAUAGUGCAGCAGAAAGUGCAGGCGAAGAUGCAUCAGAACCCGAGGGUGACGGUGGCGGUGAUGAUGUAUUCACGCAAUCCAAAGAGGAAUAA